AUGUUCCCUCCAGACGUGUGGAAUUCUACACACCUGAUGUGGUUCAAUGCGUCUGAGCUGAAUGCUUCUCUGGAGAAUCCGGAGGAGGGGGAGCACCCAUUCCUGACGGACGCCUGGCUGGUGCCUCUCUUCUUCGCUCUCAUCAUGCUGGUGGGGCUCAUCGGGAACUCUCUGGUAAUCUAUGUCAUCUCCAAACACAGGCAGAUGAGGACGGCCACCAAUUUCUACAUAGCUAACCUGGCUGCCACAGACAUCAUCUUCCUGGUGUGUUGUGUCCCGUUCACAGCCACUCUCUACCCGCUCCCUGGAUGGGUAUUUGGGGACUUCAUGUGCAAAUUUGUUGCCUUUCUACAACAGGUGACUGUUCAAGCCACAUGCAUUACACUCACAGCUAUGAGUGGGGACCGCUGCUAUGUCACAGUCUACCCUCUGAAGUCCUUACGCCAUCGCACUCCACGAGUCGCCAUGAUAGUUAGCAUCUGCAUAUGGAUCGGUUCCUUCAUUCUAUCCACCCCGAUCUUCAUGUACCAGAGGAUUGAGGAGGGCUACUGGUAUGGACCAAGACACUACUGCAUGGAGAGGUUUCCCUCGAAGACCCAGGAGAGGGCUUUCAUCCUGUAUCAGUUCAUAGCUGCCUACCUGCUACCUGUCAUCACCAUCUCCUUCUGCUACACACUCAUGCUGAAGAGGGUGGGCCAGCCAUCAGUGGAACCUGUAGACAAUAAUUACCAGGUCCACUUGUUGUCUGAGAGGACAAUCACUCUGAGGAGUAAGAUCUCCAAGAUGGUGGUGGUGAUUGUCCUCCUAUUCACCAUCUGCUGGGGGCCUAUCCAGCUCUUCGCCCUGUUCCAGUCCUUCUACCCCAACUACAGGGUCAAUUACGUCACCUAUAAGAUCAAGACGUGGGCUAACUGCAUGUCCUACGCUAACUCCUCCAUCAACCCAAUCGUUUACGGCUUCAUGGGAGCCAGUUUUCGCAAGUCCUUUAAGAAGACUUUCCCCUUCCUGUUCAAAAACAAAGUGAGAGACAGCAGUGUCACGUCGCGCACGGCUAACGCAGAAAUCAAGUUAGUUGCUGCAGAGGAAGGCAACAACGAUGGGAAAUGAAAUGAGCCAUGGGCAGAGUUAGCUUCCGGGGGGCAGAGCUGCUGGAGAUUCAGUUCACUGUGCACACAAACAAACAUACACAUGAUAGACUGCUGUGAAUGCACACUGCUCAACAUAGCCUGUUGUGAAAUCACACUGUUCAGAAGGCAAACACCUCCUGGUGGAACCAGCAUUUUAAAAUGGCAUUUUAUGUGUUUGUUUGCAAUUCUACAAAUCUGACUGAUCCUGCUCUGUUCUGAUAUCACAGACUUGACCUCAACAGUCAUUCUGGUUCCCAUAUAAAAUAGCCUUUUGAGUGACUGAAACAUCACCCAUAAUAUUUUUUCCUGCUAUAAAUGCUCAAAUUGUUCUCUCAUGUCAAACUACCAGGAUGUCUGAAAAGACAGACUGAGUGGAGCUAGUAGGCUGAGUGGGCGGGGAGCUCAACUUGACUGACUGUUCUUUGAAAACGCGUAAGUCAAGCAACAUGGAUGCAGUGUUGCAGUGACAUUAUCUCAAGCAUAUUUGCUGAUACACAAAACAACUCAAACAACAUUGGAAUUGCAUGUAACUUCCAAUCCUGUCAUACAUCACAUCAUGGUGUCACUUCUGCUCCCUCCCUCCAGCGCUCGAUGUCACCAGUCUACUAAACACCGGUCCUGGCAACCAUCAUUGCGCACACCUGCUUCCUAUUAUUACGCAAACCUACUCAUCAUUUGCUCCUUGAUUACUCCCCCUUUAUUUAGCCCUCACUUGUCAUCAGUCAUUAGGUGGUACUGAUCUCUCUCACGUUCAGUAUGCGGCUUAUGUUUGUUCUUGUUUAUCAUUUUAUUAUUAAACUCACCUUCUGCGCCUGACUCCCGGCGUAUACGUUACACAUGGUUUCACAAAUGAUUUGUUUAGCCAACUGUUUGGUUAUUGUAACAGCAUCAAUAUAGACACAAAUGUUGGCUGUAUAAUUUAACUAGCUAGCCCAAAUGGAAUUGUCAGCACUGUUUAUCAAGCUAGCUAGCUAGUUCAUCUUGGACAAUUUCAGUUGAAACUGUACAGGGUGAGGUCUGGGUAACUUUCAUUAAUUAAUAUAUAUAUAUGGUGCAGUGCGUUUGGAAAGUAUUCAGACCCCUU
Molecule: messenger RNA, 2211 nt
Organism: Coregonus clupeaformis (lake whitefish)
Lineage: Eukaryota; Metazoa; Chordata; Actinopteri; Salmoniformes; Salmonidae
Product: G-protein coupled receptor 54
Exons: 5
Coding region: 1-1107 (368 amino acids)
Biological process (GO): neuropeptide signaling pathway
Cellular component (GO): membrane
Molecular function (GO): G protein-coupled peptide receptor activity
Source: RefSeq, a predicted model, not a curated record